UUUUAGUUCAUAUUUUAUACGAAGUUGUCGCUUAAGUCGUUUUUUGUUUCAAAUGAAAGAUGGUGAAUAGCCAUAGUAAGAAACAAAAACAAUUACUAAUUAUUAAAAAGUGAACAGACAAUAAAAACGAUAAAAAAAAUGAACGAUUCUUAUUAUAUCGAAGUUGUAACAUGUCCUUACAAUGAAAAUCAUAGAAUAGCUAAAUCACGCAUUCAAAAACAUAUCGUCAAAUGUGAAAAGAACUAUCCAAGUGAUUAUAAAGUUAUAUGUCCAUUUAAUGCGAGCCAUCGUUUAUUUAAAUAUGAAAUAAAUAAACAUAUUGCAAUAUGCCCAGCUGGAAGAGAAAUUAAUCUUGAAUCGAGUAAACAAACGGAGAAUUAUGAAUUGCAACAUGAAACGAAUGAUUUAAUUGAAUCUAGCGAAAACUGGGAUGAAGUACUUGAUUCGGUAUCUGAUAUAAAAGAAGAUCUUCAUUCUACUAAUAUAAUAAGUAAUAGAAAAGAUUACUCAAAAUAUUGCAAUGAUGAUGAAGACUUAAGAUUACCACAUGGUUAUUCAGAAGUUAUGUUAAUUGAAGUUGACGAAGAAAUCAAUUCUGAAGAUAUUGAAUCAAUAGCAAGUAAUAUGGGAAUAGGAAGAGGCAAAGUUGAUUCAGAUAAAAUUCAUUUGUUACGAUCUAUUGGUAUAGGAAGAGGAAAGCUUUCGAACUAAAGAUGAUUAUGUUUCAAAGUAUCAUAAUAUAUACAGGAUGUCCUGUAAUUGAUAGUACAAAUAAUUUUGAAACUUAUUUUUUUCUACAAU
Molecule: messenger RNA, 801 nt
Organism: Polistes dominula (European paper wasp)
Lineage: Eukaryota; Metazoa; Arthropoda; Insecta; Hymenoptera; Vespidae
Source: RefSeq, a predicted model, not a curated record